This is a messenger RNA of Papilio machaon (common yellow swallowtail), 3351 nucleotides long. RefSeq names its product probable G-protein coupled receptor 158. Gene Ontology annotation, molecular function: G protein-coupled receptor activity. The transcript has 12 exons. NCBI's taxonomy places the organism in Eukaryota, Metazoa, Arthropoda, Insecta, Lepidoptera, Papilionidae. The coding region runs from base 28 to 3324 and encodes 1098 amino acids. Gene Ontology annotation, biological process: G protein-coupled receptor signaling pathway. Gene Ontology annotation, cellular component: membrane. The record is from RefSeq and is a predicted model, not a curated record.
CGCGCGAAACGCACGCACGAUGCCGCGAUGAACAUGCGGACGCUACUCUUAAUAUACUUCGCGUCUUUAGUGCAAUGUGAUUAUAAGGGUGAUGUGAAACAUUUGAGACAUGCGAGGACUCUGAUAAGGCACGGGCGGUCGCGGGUACAUCUGUCGCGCCUGCACCGCGCCCGCGACCUGCUUGCGCAAAUAGAGGCCGAAACUAGCAGCGAACUUGAGAGUAUUGAUAAGUCAGGGGAAGAUCCAGUGGUAGCAGCUCUUAGACCGUACAGCGCGCCUGAUGAAGAUGAGCCCAAAGAGUCAACUGAACCGUUCCACAAACUGUUCGGCAACUUCUCAGGAACCAAACACAAGGAAGAACCCAUCGAUGAUGUGUCUUUACUUGAUCACUUGUAUAACGUGGAACAUAGUUACGAUAACAACGAAACACAAAAACUAACAAUGGAAGAUAUUUUAAGUGCGGACAAUGCUAAAGAUAGUCUAUUUAAUGACACAUUGAAUGAUACGGACAAUGUGACUAUAGUGCGGCCGACUGUACAUGAAGAUGUAGUGACUAAAUUUUUAAGAUUGAUAGAAACGCAACAUUUGCUAGGUGAAAAUUGUACAGCGGGUACACAUUUAAAUUUAGGCGAAGGGGUGGUAGAUAGAUAUGCUCAAGAAAGAUUUAGGAUAGAAGCGGAGGUGGCUGUUAAUAGGGCAAAUAUGUUGACAAGGUUAUGGAAAUAUGCGGGACCAUCUGUGAUGCAUAAUGAAUAUCUAUUGCAUGCGAGUGUUUUUUCUAUGGUGGAGUUUGAUGAUGACGUAUUCGCUGCCGGCAAUUGUUACGACCAGUAUCAGUACAAGGAUUAUCAACUUUUUUGUCCGUUCGCGUAUAGGUUGCCCGAGGGCCCAAUUCUAGCAAAGGAUCUGGCCGUUGAAUACAAAUAUUUAAGCAACACGUCAGAAUGGUUUUACAUCGCCCGUAAGAACGCAGAACGUGUGAUACGAAACCAUAAUCAAUUUAAAAGAGGUUACAACACGUACACAUAUAACGACACAGCGCACACCGAGAGAGAGUUCGACGAGAUAUUAUCAGUGACAUACGAGGACGGCAAGUGGUCCAAGCCGUACUACGACUGCGGCGGCGGCAACAUCUGGAUGUUGACAUACACCGUGCCUUUCUUUGGAUAUAGCAACGGCACUUAUUUCUUCAAAGGCACGAGUGGUAUCGACAUAGACCUGCGACGUGUUGACAUCGACCAAUGCCCGUUAAAGCCAGGCUCUACGCAACUCAACAUAUUUGCAGGAACUGAUAAGUGCAAGAAGAAAACCACUGAGUGCGUGCCGGUACCCGGGCUGGGCUUCAGGCGGGGCUCGUACCGCUGCCUCUGUCGACGAGGAUUCUACUUCCCCAACACCACCGCAGAACAUCGAUACUACAAUGGAAGCGAUAUCGAAGAGGAAUAUGAAAAACAUCUUUUGCAUCAGCUAUCUCUGUACUCAAAAAUCUCGGCGUUCGAGUGCCUGCCAUGCGCGGAAGGUUGCGAAGCAUGCGUGGAUGGGUCGCCAUGCGUCGCCGCGCUCAACUGGGUCGUCAGAAGUUCUAUCUUGGCGCUGGCCUGCUUUGUCAUAUCCUGUUUGCCUUUCAUCGUUUACUUCACUAUUAAAUACGGACACGUCAGGGUUGUCCGAGCUGCCAGUCCUGCGCUCCUCAGAGUGAUAGUACUGGGAGCGGCCCUGAUCUACUGCACCACUCUGGUGAUGUACGGCAGGCCGACCGUGUUCACCUGCACGCUGAGAGUCUGGCUGCGUGAGGUCGGCUUCUGUCUUACGUACGGCGCGCUCAUGCUUAAGACAUGGAGGAUAUCAAUGAUUUUUCAAGUGCGAUCCGCCAAAGCUGUAAAAAUAUCGGACAUGUACCUGCUGCGCCGUAUCGGAGUGAUAGUGGGCGUGGCUUGCGUGUUGCUGUCCAUAAGAACGCUGGUGGCGCCCCCCGCUGUCAUCGUUGGUCGCACCAGAGAAGACCUUAAAGCGUACUUAUGUAACACAGACUGGUGGGACCAUUCAUUCACAACACUGGAAGUGAUAUUUCUGAUGUGGGGCAUCCGGCUAUGCAUCAUGGUGCGAAAGGCGCCCUCCGAUUUCAACGAGAGCCGCUUCAUCUCUAUGGCUAUAUACAAUGAGUUCUUACUCUCUGGCUUCCUUAAUAUAUCCAUGUUGUUCCUACAAUCUCCGGCGAAUCCGGAUCUACUCUACAUUAUAUUUUUUUGUCACACUCAGUUGACAGUUACAUUACUCUUGUUGUUUAUAUUUGGAAGUAAGGCGUACAUGGUGUUUAGAGGGCACGGCAAAGACGACAGAGAGAAGACAGGCAAAUUUCGCACUCGUCCCGCUGACUCUACCUACACUAUGACAACAAACAAUACUCAUUUUUGUGACAAUAUGACUGAAAGGGAGUUAGAGGAAGAAUUCAAAAAAUUGUGCAAUCAACUCGAUAAACUGCGAGAGCGUUGCGGCUCUAGUUCUAAUAUCGCUAGAUGCAUCACAGAGAUGCAAGACGCCGCCAUCCGGAACGAACGCAGAGGCAACACAAACGAACACUCAGCGCCUUUACGAUUGAACAACGUAUUCAAUGCAGUCGCCGGACGACUGAUGUGCAAUGUUACCCCGGUCGAAGAGUCGAGCAGCAGCGGCAGAGAUAUAGUGUUUGAAGCACCGCCCGCUUAUAGACAAAGAGCGACCCCAACCAAAAGCGGAGAAACCAGCAAUGCAGAACAAAGUCAAACUGACGUCACAACUGAUUCACCGAAAAAGAAAGAUGACCAGGAAUCGAAGGAGGAAGCACAAAAUGGUGUUUUUAGAAUAUCCGGGGAAGCUAAUUGCAGCGAUGUUCGGCCUCCAGACGUGUCUAACAUAAAUGCACCGAGCACAAGUACAGCUAAUAGAAAUCCACUAAGUACUAGUAUAAUCAGAAAUUUGCCGAGUACAAGUUCUACUGAUAGAAAUGCACCUAGUACAAGUACAGACAGCAGAAAUGUACCGAGCACUAGUACGGUAGACAGAAAUUUGCCAUGUACUAGUGCAACUAACAGAAAUGUACUUAAUACAAGUACAGACAGCAGAAAUGUACCGAGCACUAGUACGACAAACAGAGAUAUACCCAGCACUAGUACAGUUAACAGAAAUGUUCCGAGCACGAGUAACAGUGAUAGAAGUGAAACAAGAACGAGUCCUAAUGCUUCAGAAUCAGUGAGAGGUGGUGUUCGCUCAGGUCACGCGAGGACUCACGCAAUUGUUAUCAAUUUAGAUGAUAAAAGUCGUUUCACAGAAGAAGUAACGGUGUAAAAUGUGAAUCUAUACGCCUGUACUUAU